Molecule: messenger RNA, 956 nt
Organism: Cyphomyrmex costatus
Lineage: Eukaryota; Metazoa; Arthropoda; Insecta; Hymenoptera; Formicidae
Gene: AlkB
Product: alpha-ketoglutarate-dependent dioxygenase AlkB
Exons: 4
Coding region: 36-956 (306 amino acids)
Biological process (GO): oxidative RNA demethylation
Cellular component (GO): cytoplasm; nucleus
Molecular function (GO): ferrous iron binding; broad specificity oxidative DNA demethylase activity; oxidative RNA demethylase activity
Source: RefSeq, a predicted model, not a curated record
AACAUGGCGGCUCGCACGAUUGAUGAGCAUGAGAGAUGUUUCGGGAUAGUUUCAAAUAUUACAAGAGCCGGAAUCCUGUACCGGAUUACAGCGACGUAAUCGAUCUCGAAUGUCCAGAUUGUAUCGGAGUUAGAAAGAUUGAGGCGCACGUAACUGGUGAACAAAUCGAGAACAACUUUGGUCUCAAGUUAAUGAAUAAAUGGAGUAUUUAUGAGUUGCUGGAUAUUCCCGGUCUCAUCUUUAUUCAGAAUCCAUUUACACCCAAUGGCCAACGAUACUGGAUUACGAAAUGCUUGAAAGAUUAUUCUAAGGAACCAUACAAGUUGAACAUAGAUGCUCAUAAUGUUUUAAAUAACGAAACAUGGUGGAAUAUAUGUUUUCAAGCGGAGAAAGCUAAAACUCUUCUACCUAAGUUGCGAUGGGCGACAUUAGGAUACCAUCACAAUUGGGAUACGAAAUUAUACUCGGAAAACUCGAGAAGCGACAUGCCGACAGAAUUAUCUGGCCUGACAUCCCUUUUAGCAAAAGCAUUAGGUUUCUCAGACUUUAAAGCAGAAGCUGCGAUUGUAAAUUAUUAUCGAAUGAACUCGACUUUGGCGGGGCAUACAGAUCAUUCGGAGAUGAAUAUUACAGCACCGCUUUUUUCUAUAAGUUUCGGGCAGACGGCAAUCUUUCUGAUUGGUGGUCUUAAGCACGAAGAUCCAGCUAAUGCUAUUUUUCUACGGAGUGGAGAUGUAGUUGUGAUGUCAAAAAGCUCCCGUCUAAGGUAUCACGGAGUGCCGCGGAUUUUAGCAGCGUCGAAAGCACCUUGGGACGAUAAUUACGAAGACAAUUGCGAAGACUCCCCCGCGUACAAUCUGGACGAUUGGCACAAAGCACGAACUUACAUCGCCGAAGCUAGAAUUAAUCUGAAUGUAAGACAGGUUUUGAAACCUGGACAGAUCGUAUUAUACUAA